Molecule: messenger RNA, 582 nt
Organism: Sorex fumeus (smoky shrew)
Lineage: Eukaryota; Metazoa; Chordata; Mammalia; Eulipotyphla; Soricidae
Gene: CUNH5orf52
Product: chromosome unknown C5orf52 homolog
Exons: 3
Coding region: 1-582 (193 amino acids)
Source: RefSeq, a predicted model, not a curated record
AUGGCUCUGCGUCUGACGGCGGGCGCUCCCCGAGCGUCCUGGGCCCCGGGCGACCCAGCCGGCCAAGUGCGCAGACCCUCGGUGUCCUGGCCCGCGGACGACGCCCCGUCGGGUGCCCAGAAGGCGGCGCCGGCCGGCGGCCCCCUGUGCGCGGGCCAGAGCUCCUUCAGCGUCCGCCUCAGCGGCCUCGCCAACCGCCCCGAGGCCAAGAUCGGCUCCCAGCCGCGCGUCGUCUUCUUCUACCCGCGCACCCAGAAGUCGCUGGCCUUCGUCAGCGUAAUGAAUGCCAGUGAAGCAGCCGUGAAAAAACUGUUACCAAAGAGCAACUUAUCUCGAGUCAUUACCCGUGACAACCUCAGUGCACAAAGAAUGUAUGAAAUAGAGCUAAAAGCUACUGAAAAGAACAAGAAAAAGAUGAUCCACUUGUACGACCACCUGAAGAAGAAGUUCAUGACGGAUGAGCUCAGGAAGCUGAGCCGCUGGAGACGGGAGUUCAUGCACAUCCAGUACUACUUGGACUGCUUGCACCACAGAGCGAGUUUUGAAUACGACGAGCUGGGGAGGGCAGUCUACGUGUGGUAG